Musca domestica (house fly) is the source of this 706-nucleotide messenger RNA. Its product is annotated as eukaryotic translation initiation factor 5A-like. The record is from RefSeq and is a predicted model, not a curated record. Gene Ontology annotation, biological process: positive regulation of translational termination; positive regulation of translational elongation. The coding region runs from base 153 to 572 and encodes 139 amino acids. The transcript has a single exon. Gene Ontology annotation, molecular function: translation elongation factor activity; ribosome binding; RNA binding. Lineage: Eukaryota; Metazoa; Arthropoda; Insecta; Diptera; Muscidae.
ACAUACCGAAUAUCGGUUUGGUUACGACAAGGUUAAAAUCACAUAUUAUUCCUUUUUGAAACCAGGGUCUAAACUUGAACUUUGUUAAAGUGGCUGAAAUUGAUGAUCAUCACUUCGAAACCGGAGAUUCUGGUGCUUCUCAGACUUUCCCUAUGCUAUGUUUCGCAUUGCGUAAAAACGGUUUUGUAAUGCUCAAGGGUAGACCCUGUAAAAUCGUUGAAAUGUCUACAUCCAAAACAGGCAAACACGGUCAUGCUAAAGUCCAUUUGGUCGGAAUUGAUAUCUUCACAAAUAACAAGUAUGAAGAUAUCUGUCCCUCCACUCACAAUAUGGAUGUCCCUCAUGUUAAGAGAGAAGAUUAUCAAUUGAUCGAUAUCAGUGAUGACGGAUACUUGACUUUGAUGUAUGACAACGGUGAAUUCAGAGAAGAUCUUAAAUUGCCAGAAGGUGACGUGGGUAAUUCCUUGAGAACCGACUUCGAUAAUGGCAAAGAUCUUUUGUGCACUGUCCUUAAGUCUUGCGGCGAAGAAUGCGUUAUUGCCAUUAAGACUAAUACAGCUCUUGACAAGUAGAGCGUGUAUUUUGUGUGUAGUAAGUUCAUUUUAUUUUUGUUCUUAAGAAAAUACGUACCAACCAACAGCUACAACAAACAAGAAAUAAAUUUUUUGAUAAAAAAUAAGAAUAAAUAAGGACUUGUAUAAUUCUA